UAUUCUCACGUGACCGAUCCUCAGCCCUCGCGACCAAUGACAACAGAGGACAGGUGCACUCAUUGUAGUUUCGGAGGUGGAAUCUCUGGUACUCUUGUAAACUGCGACGGCUCUAUAAAGUCUUCAAUGCAAGUUCACAUUUUGCAUGGCAUAAUCCGAAGCAACCCCAGGUGAUGUCCUGCAAAGGAUGUUAGUUUUUCUAAAGACGGAAAUAGAUUCAUUCAGUCAUAUGAGCUUAACAACUGCGUCCCAGUGAUUGAAAUCUUUGUAUACGUGGGAGUGAAAGAUGAUUUUCACGCACCGUGAUUUCUUUAGUGGAUUCAGUGUCUGAAGUUCGUUCCCUCCUGUCGUUACACACCUUUCAUUUGGAGGAACCUCGGGCUGCGUUUAUCUGGUUCUCAUCAUUUUUGACCGGCUUGUCCAGAAUGACGGAGAAAACUGGUCCCUGGUGGAGGUCGUUCGUGGGCAAGAGACGAAAAGCAGCCAGAGAAUCGGCAGCGAUACUGGAGCAGGACCUCUGUAAUCAGGAUACACCGGGAUCCACACCUCACCCCUCCGCUGAGCCGAACCAACGACACAAUUUACCGGCACGUUCAACGGAAGAAAGGGGCAAUGGCUUACCGAGCGACGAAACUUAUGACGACUCCACUGAGCAGUCGACUUUCAGUGAGAGCUCCAACCGCCGCAAUCUCCGGGUGUCACGCUCCGGUCGCUUCAAAGAGAAACGGACGAAGCGCGCGGGUCUUCCACAGAACCGUGAGGAGGAGGGUAAAUCGGCGAGCGCCAAAUCGGGGGAAUACACGUCAUCGCGCUAAUUGCACUGAGACAACAACUGAAGUUUACACACAUGCUAGAGCACCAUAUUAUAUAAUACGACACUACCUCCAGACUGAAAUUGUGUGUUGGAAAAACUGACUGAUGAAUGCACUAUACAGUUAUGGGGGAUAGUCUUUUUGCUAUGAGUAUGAGUAAGUUGUCCAUCAUAUAUAUUCUUAAAAUGCUGGAGAUAAUGCCAAAUAUAUUGAGCUGUUUAGUUCAAUAGAAUUAUUUUUGUGAAGGAGACAACAAAAUAUUUGUAGAGCUUUGCCAUAUGUACAUCAUUUGCACUGUACACAUCUGUGUUAGUUUUACUGUGUGUUGUUUUAUGAAGGACUUUACAUUAGAAGGAUUUAGAAGUGAUCAAUGUGCUGGAGCUGUUUUUUUUUUGUUUUUUUUUAAUA
This is a messenger RNA of Myxocyprinus asiaticus (Chinese sucker), 1220 nucleotides long. Its product is annotated as proline-rich protein 15. The transcript has 2 exons. The record is from RefSeq and is a predicted model, not a curated record. Lineage: Eukaryota; Metazoa; Chordata; Actinopteri; Cypriniformes; Catostomidae. The coding region runs from base 426 to 815 and encodes 129 amino acids.